Messenger RNA from Nicotiana tabacum (common tobacco), 1227 nucleotides. NCBI's taxonomy places the organism in Eukaryota, Viridiplantae, Streptophyta, Magnoliopsida, Solanales, Solanaceae. The record is from RefSeq and is a predicted model, not a curated record.
AUGGUGAGGACACGCGCUACUGGUCGGGGUGGACGACCCCCAGUACCACCAGUUGUGGCCACCAGAGACCGAGGAUGUGGCCGUGGUCAUGGUAGGGGUAGAGCAACUAGAGCAGCACCUGCAGAUCCACCAACUGCCUCAGAUCAGGAUCAGAUCCCAAUUAUGGAUGCUCUUAUAGCACUAGCUCAGGCACCAGUUGUGCCCAUCGUGAUUCCGGGUGUAAAUGAAAACAAAGGUGGAUUUUUCUUCUUAUAUGGUUUUGGAGGAACAGGAAAGACUUUUAUAUGGAGAACUUUGGCUUCUGCCAUAAGAUCUAGAGGAGAUAUUGUGUUAACUGUUGCAUCUAGUGGGAUUGCAUCUCUAUUGUUACCAGGUGAUCGAACAGCUCAUUCAAGAUUUGUAAUUCCACUCAAUCUAACUGAAGAUUCAACAUGUAAUAUCAAGCAAGGUACUCCUUUAGCAAAUUUGAUUGUCAAGGCAAAGUUGAUUAUUUGGGAUGAGGAACCGAUGAUGCAUAAAUAUUGUUUUGAAGCUCUUGAUAAAACUCUAAGAGAUAUUCUUAGAUUCAAAGAUACAUCUAAUUUAGAACGACCAUUUGGAGGUAAAACAGUUAUUCUUGGUGGUGACUUCAGACAAAUAUUACCUGUCAUCCCAAAGGGUACUAGGCAAGAUAUUGUUAAUGCUUCUCUCAAUUCUUCUUAUUUAUGGCCUUAUUGUCAGCUUUUAACGCUAACAAAGAAUAUGAGAUUGCAAGGUAAUGAAAUAGGGCCCCAUGUGGAUGAGUUGAGAGAUUUUUCAGAUUGGAUAUUGGCAAUUGGUGAUGGUAUGAUAGGUAGUUCAGUUGAUGGCAAUGAAAAAGUUCAAAUACCGGAUGAUCUUUUGAUAAAAGAAUCUGUUGAUCCAAUAUCUGCAAUUGUAGAAAGUACAUAUCCUGAUUUCACCCGUUGUUGCAAUGAUAUUGGAUACCUCCAACAAAGAGUAAUUCUUGCUCCAACUCUUGAUAUGGUGGAAUCAAUCAAUCAAUAUAUGAUUUUGCUCAAUCAUAAUUCUGAGAAAUCAUAUUUGAGUUCUGAUACAAUUUGCAGCUCUGAUCAGACUUAUUCAGCGUUGGAACAUGUACACACACCAGAAUUCUUGAAUACUAUUAAAUGUUCGGGAGUUCCAAAUCAUGCUCUUACUCUAAAGGUUAGUGUACCAGUGAUGUUAUUAAGAAAUAUUGAUCGGUAA